AUUCUGGCACACUCAAGAGACCAGCUCUGCCCCCUUGGAUCAGCUCACACUACCAUGUGGACUCUGCCUCUCCAGGUCAGGACAGGGGUUUUUAAAUAAAAUGGAUGAUUUGACGUUACUUGAUCUUCUGGAGUGCCCCGUGUGUUUUGAAAAGCUUGAUGUCACAGCCAAAGUCCUCCCCUGCCAGCACACCUUCUGCAAACCAUGUCUACAGAGGAUUUUCAAGGCCCGAAAAGAGCUGAGAUGCCCGGAAUGCAGGACCCUGGUCUUCUGCAGCAUUGAGGCACUGCCGGCCAACCUGCUGCUUGUGCGUCUUUUGGAUGGUGUGCGUGCUGGGCAGAGCUCAGGGAAAGUGGGCUCCUUCCGCAGGCCAGGUGUGCUGACCUCUCAAGACAGCAGGAAAAGCAGGACCAACCCUAGAGGUCUGCAGUCCAGCCCUUUUCGACUGGUACCCAACAUCAGGAUCCACAUGGAUGGGGUGCCUCGAGCAAAGGCCUUGUGCAACUACCGAGGGCAGAAUCCUGGUGACCUGAGGUUUAAUAAGGGAGAUGUCAUCCUUCUCCGGAGACAGCUUGACGAGAAUUGGUACCAGGGUGAGAUCAGUGGAAUCAGUGGGAUCUUUCCAGCAAGUUCUGUGGAAGUGAUCAAGCAACUACCCCAGCCACCCCCGCUCUGCCGUGCCCUCUACAACUUUGAUCUACGGGAUAAGGACAAGAGUGAGAACCAGGAUUGUCUGACCUUCCUCAAGGAUGAUAUCAUCACCGUGAUCAGCAGAGUGGAUGAAAAUUGGGCUGAAGGAAAGUUGGGAGAUAAAAUAGGCAUCUUCCCUAUCUUGUUUGUGGAGCCAAACCUCACUGCAAGACACCUCCUAGAGAAGAACAAAGGUCGUCAGCUUUCCCGCACAAAAACCCUGUCUCUGGAGUCCUCAUCUCCCAGAGGCAAAGCAACCAACUCGCCCACUCUCCGUAGGGGCCCUGGGUCCAGGAGGAAGGCACCCGGGCAGUUCUCCAUCACGACAGCCUUGAACACACUCAACAGGAUGGUCCAUUCUCCCUCAGGGCGCCAUAUGGUGGAGAUAGGUACCCCAGUGUUGAUCAGUUCCAGCAACCCCUCUGUCAUCACUCCACACAUGGAGAAAGCAGACGUUCCACCCAGCUGUGUCGGACAGGUCAGCACUUACCACCCUGUACCAGCCUCCCCCAGACAUUCCACAGCCAUCGUCAGCCUGCCCGGUUCUCAGCACCACCUCUCAGCUAACAUGUUUGUAGCCCUGCACUCCUACACAGCCCACGGGCCCGAUGAGCUGGACCUACAGAAGGGAGAAGGCAUCAGGGUCCUGGACAAGGACCAGCACGGCUGGCUCAGGGGCGUCUCCUUAGUCACUGGGCGAGUUGGCAUCUUCCCAAACAACUAUGUCAUCCCCAUUUUCAGAAAACCAUCUAGUUUUCCAGAGUCCCGGAGUCCUGGUCUAUAUACCACGUGGACAUUAUCCACUUCCUCUGUGUCCUCCCAAGGCAGCUUCUCAGAAGGGGAUCCCCGGCAAAGCCGUCCCUUCAAGUCUGUCUUCGUGCCCACAGCCAUAGUCAACCCUGUGAAGAGCACAGCCAGCCCAGGGACUGUAGGACAGGGGACCCUUCGGAAAGGGCGGAGCAGCAUGAGAAAGAAUGGAUCCCUGCAGAGAACCGUUCAGUCAGGGAUCCCCACUCUUGUGGUGGGCUCCCUCAGACGCAGCCCGACCAUGGUUGUGAGGCCACAGCAGUUCCAGCCUCAGGGGAUUCCCACCUCACCCUCUGCCAUGUUGGUGGAGAUGGGACCCAAGGCUGGGGAGCCUGCCCUCACCUGCAUCAGCAGAGGCAGCGACACCAGGAUCCACUCAGCGGCCAGCUCCCUAAUCAUGGAAAGCAAGGAAAUUCCCAUCAAGAGUGAGCCUCCACUCAAACCACCUGCAUCUGCUCCACCCUCCAUCCUAGUGAAACCAGAAAACUCCAGAAGUGGCACCGAAAAGCAAGUCAAAACCGUGAGAUUUCAGAAUUACAGCCCUCCUCCCACCAAACAUUACACCUGUCAUCCCACCUAUGGAAAGUCUGAACAACCAACCACCCCUAAGGGGUCCCAGCCCGAAGCAACCUUCUUGGGCCCAGAGAUGAAUAUCCUAUUCGCCCACCGAAGCGGCUGCCAUUCCGGACAGCAGACAGACCUCCGGAGAAAGUCAACUUUUGGCAAAGCCAUGACUCCAGCACCCAAUGCCUCAUCCACGCAGACCGUGUUUCCCAGCAAAUGAAUCUCCAGGUGGCUAUUCCCAGACCCCAAAGAGGUGAAUUGCAUUUAAAUACAAUCUGCCUCCACUGCAGGUGUCUGCUAUUCUUUGGUCUCUUUGAGCAUGAGU
Molecule: messenger RNA, 2386 nt
Organism: Chrysochloris asiatica (Cape golden mole)
Lineage: Eukaryota; Metazoa; Chordata; Mammalia; Afrosoricida; Chrysochloridae
Gene: SH3RF2
Product: SH3 domain containing ring finger 2
Exons: 9
Coding region: 101-2281 (726 amino acids)
Biological process (GO): positive regulation of JNK cascade; positive regulation of proteasomal ubiquitin-dependent protein catabolic process; protein ubiquitination
Cellular component (GO): nucleoplasm
Molecular function (GO): protein phosphatase 1 binding; ubiquitin protein ligase activity; metal ion binding
Source: RefSeq, a predicted model, not a curated record